Messenger RNA from Rhineura floridana, 1107 nucleotides. Its product is annotated as vomeronasal type-2 receptor 26-like. Gene Ontology annotation, biological process: G protein-coupled receptor signaling pathway. Gene Ontology annotation, molecular function: G protein-coupled receptor activity. NCBI's taxonomy places the organism in Eukaryota, Metazoa, Chordata, Lepidosauria, Squamata, Rhineuridae. Gene Ontology annotation, cellular component: membrane. The record is from RefSeq and is a predicted model, not a curated record. The coding region runs from base 1 to 1107 and encodes 368 amino acids. The transcript is spliced from 4 exons.
AUGGGGCUCUAUCCUGUAACAUUCCAACCUCGAAAGGUGUUGCCCAUUUCUGUGUGCAACGACAACUGCCAACCUGGCUACAGCAGGAAAAAGAAGGAGGGAGAGAAAUUUUGCUGCUAUGAUUGUAUUCCAUGUCCAGAAGGGAUGAUCUCUAAGGAGAAAGAUAUGGAUGCCUGUGCCAAAUGUCCACAAGACCAAUACCCAAAUGAGGACCAAACUCAAUGCAUUGCAAAGGUUCUCACCUUUCUCUCUUAUGAAUCAGAUUUAGGCAUCAUCUUAGCUAUCUUGACUAUUUCAUUCUCUUUCAUAACAAUGUUAAUACUUGGAAUUUUUGUGAAGCACAACGAGACUCCCAUUGUGAAAGCCAACAACCAGACCCUCACCUACAUCCUCCUCAUCUCCCUCCUCCUUUGCUUCCUCUGCUCGUUCCUCUUCAUUGGACAGCCUGGAAAGGUGAUCUGCCUUCUUCGACAAACAGCUUUUGGCAUCAUCUUCUCUGUGGCCCUUUCCUCAGUGCUGGCAAAGACUAUCACUGUGGUUCUGGCAUUCAUGGCUACCAAACCAGGAUCCAGCAUGAGGAAAUGGGUUGGAAAAGGACUGGCAAAUUCUAUUGUUCUUUCCUGCUCUCUUAUUCAAGCUGGCAUUUGUACUCUUUGGUUGAGUACUUUCCCUCCAUUCCCAGAUAUGGACAUGCAUUCAGUGAAUGGGGAAAUCAUACUGGAAUGUAAUGAAGGUUCAGCUAUCAUGUUUUACUGUGUCUUGGGCUAUAUGGGCUUCCUGGCCAUUGUCAGCUUCAUUGUGGCUUUCCUAGCCAGGAAGUUACCUGAUAGUUUCAAUGAAGCCAAAUUCAUCACUUUCAGCAUGUUGAUGUUUUGCAGUGUUUGGGUAUCCUUUGUUCCAACAUACCUGAGCACCAAAGGAAAAUACAUGGUAGCCGUUGAGAUCUUUUCCAUUUUGUCCUCUGGUGCUGGCUUGCUGGGUUGCAUCUUUUCCCCUAAGUGCUACAUUAUUGUACUGAAGCCAGAGCUGAACAACAGGGAACACUUGAUGGGUAGAACAGCAUGCAAGGGGAGGGGAUGUGAGGAGAUCAGCUUGAGCAGACUCUGA